Molecule: messenger RNA, 1970 nt
Organism: Theobroma umbraticum
Lineage: Eukaryota; Viridiplantae; Streptophyta; Magnoliopsida; Malvales; Malvaceae
Product: GTP-binding protein, HflX
Cellular component (GO): cytoplasm
Molecular function (GO): GTP binding; ribosome binding
Source: RefSeq, a predicted model, not a curated record
UUGAAAAUUGAAGGUUCCAGCUCUGAAAUCUAGCAAAAGAGUACUUCAUCAUGAACUUAUGUUUCUGUUCUUUGAUUCGUACUUCGCCUUUGAUUUACGACUCCAAUUUUCCAUGGAAUUUGAAUCUCAACCGCUCAAGUUAUCCUAUCGGUUUUUCUGUACACGGAAAUAGCAGGAAUCUUGUUGCGGGAGUUGUUCAACAUGGACUCGAAGUCAAUAACAUUUCUUUGCCGAGUCCGACAAUCGAGGCCGAGGAAGAAAAGGAAGUGGUUCGUGAACUCGUUAAUGGAGCCGCCGGCGCUGAAUUGGUGGAACAUAAACCGAAACCAGUGAGAGUUAGGAAGAAGAGAGCUGGUGAUGAUGAUAGUGAUGAUGAGAGCUUUGAGGAUAGGUUCAAGCUACGAAAUGGGAAGGAGGUUUUUGAAGAGAAAGCUUAUUUAGUGGGCGUGGAGAGAAAAGGCGAGACUUUGGGUUCGUUUGGCAUCGAGGAGUCGCUUAAGGAGCUGGCUCAGCUGGCCGACACUGCGGGGCUCAUGGUCGUUGGUUCAACUUAUCAAAAAUUAUCUUCUCCCAACCCGAGGACAUACAUAGGAUCAGGAAAGGUUGCAGAAAUUAAGAGCGCAAUUCAUGCUUUUGGGGUUGAGACUGUAAUUUUUGAUGAUGAGCUCUCACCGGGGCAAUUGCGCAAUUUGGAAAAGGCUUUCGGUGGGGAUGUUAGAGUUUGUGAUCGAACUGCUCUUAUCCUAGAUAUCUUUAACCAGAGAGCAGCAACACAUGAAGCAGCUUUGCAGGUUGCAUUGGCUCAAAUGGAAUACCAAUUGCCACGUCUUACUAGAAUGUGGACUCACCUUGAGCGUCAAGCUGGAGGAAAGGUGAAGGGUAUGGGUGAGAAACAAAUUGAAGUGGACAAGCGUAUCUUACGUACUCAAAUUGGGGUUCUCAAAAAAGAGCUUGAAUCCGUUCGAAAACAUCGAAAACAAUACAGAAACCGCCGGUUUUCUGUACCUGUUCCUGUAGUAUCUUUGGUUGGAUACACUAAUGCUGGCAAGAGUACACUUUUAAAUCAAUUGACUGGUGCUAAUGUUCUAUCUGAGGACCGACUCUUUGCAACCCUUGAUCCAACAACAAGAAGGGUUCAGAUGAAAAAUGGAAGCGAAUUUCUUCUUACAGACACUGUUGGUUUCAUCCAAAAGUUGCCAACUACCCUGGUUGCUGCCUUCAGAGCAACAUUGGAGGAGAUAUCAGAGUCUUCUCUUCUAGUGCAUGUGGUGGACAUCAGCCAUCCCCUAGCAGAGCAGCAGAUAGAUGCUGUGGAAGAAGUUCUUUCAGAACUAGAUGUGUCUGCAAUUCCAAGAUUAAUGGUCUGGAACAAGGUUGAUAGGGUUAGUGAUCCACAAAGAAUCAAGUUGGAAGCAGAGAGAAGUGAAGAUGUUGUUUGUGUAUCUGCUUUGACUGGUGAUGGCUUACAGGAAUUCUGCAAUGCGGUGCAAGAAAAGUUGAAGGAUUCAAUGGUUCCAGUGGAAGCCUUAGUCCCGUUUGACAAAGGAGAGCUUCUCAGUUCCAUACAUCAGGUUGGAAUGGUGGAGAAAACUGAAUAUACUGAGAAUGGUACAUUGGUCAAGGCAUUUGUCCCCCUUCGAUUUGCUAGGCUGCUUACCCCAAUGAGGCAGCUGUGUAAAUCAUAACUUUAACUUUCUCGAAUGUGUCGUGACCUUUUUUAACACUUAGUGCCAUCAUAAAAUACAUCAUGUAUUUGUUGACCCAAAAGCAAUUACCUUCAAUGAAUUUGUAAGGAGAGGGAAAAAAAUGCUGAAGGAGAGAGAAAGGAGAAUGGGGAGACUGAACAGUGAUUGUUCAGGAGACCAGUGUAUAUAGAAGCCAAACUUUGUACAGUUGUAUCUUUAAAAGAUGUAAUAGAUCUUGACAGCAAUGAAAGGAAUUCUAAUUCUCUUCCAGAAUACAAUUUCAAC